AUGGUGUCUCUAUCAUGGCUGUUCGUGGGGGUGAUGGCUUAUGUGUGCAUCCCUGGCUUUGGGUUGGUUUGUUGGGACAAAUCUCAGUGCAACGACCUGAGCAACAAGGGAAGACUACUGGACUGUAUUCGCCUCUGCGUAUCUGCCAUCAGGUCUGAAUUCCCUCAGCUCAGUGCAUUGUCCCUGAAGGUGAAUAACAAUGAGGACGACCUCCUACUCAGCAUCAUUCUGGCCACCCUGGUGUCUGAAAACAAGCUAUCCGAGUCGGAUCUGGAAGCCCACAGAGACGGACGACGCUCCUAUUCCAUGGAGCAUUUCCGCUGGGGCAAACCCUCUGGCCGCAAACGUCGCCCCGUUAAGGUUUUUGCCUCUUCUCUGGAGGGAGGGGGCUCUUUUGAAGGCCGUUUCCCCCCUCAGGCUCGCAGGCAGCUGGGCCGCAACAAGGAUGAAGUGAGAGAGCUGAGCGCAGGAAGUCAAAACCAGGGUUUGCUAACGAUCAACCUGAAGUCACACGUCCCGGUGAGCCUGCAGGACAGGAAAGAUGGGACCUAUCGGAUGAAUCACUUCCGAUGGGGGAGCCCACCUGCCUCGAAACGUAAUGGCAGAUUUAGGAAACGGCAAAUGAAGAAACCUCAGGGGCAGCAGGACAAGCUCUUCAUGAACAUUAGAGUCAAGGAUGUGCAGAGGAUAAUGGGCUGA
Molecule: messenger RNA, 699 nt
Organism: Cyclopterus lumpus (lumpfish)
Lineage: Eukaryota; Metazoa; Chordata; Actinopteri; Perciformes; Cyclopteridae
Product: pro-opiomelanocortin-like
Exons: 2
Coding region: 1-699 (232 amino acids)
Biological process (GO): neuropeptide signaling pathway
Cellular component (GO): extracellular region
Molecular function (GO): neuropeptide hormone activity
Source: RefSeq, a predicted model, not a curated record